GUGAUCGACUCCUUCGACCCGGUCCACCACCACCGCCGAAAUGCAUCCUCGGCGCGUCGCUCUCCCUCCACCAGUAGCUUACUCUUCCAAGGCAUCUCUCGACGCAGCAGCACAGUCUGAUAUCAAUGGCAUCCUCAAGCAACUCAAAGCAUGCACCAGACGUUUGCAAACGGCCUAUGCAUCCCACGCGCUCGAGCUGCAGGUCCUCGAGAGGUUGUACUACAAGGGCAAGAACCAGCACCGUACCGCGCUGUUCUGGAGAAGCGUAGUCGAAAUAAGACGGUAUGGCGCCCGUGUAGAGGAAAUGGAGCUGUAUGGACUCGUCGAGCGAAUGCGGGUUUCGUUUUGGGGAGAAGCUGCCCUACAGAACACAAAGCUCCUCAAAGGGCCAUGGACCCAUCAUCCCGAUGCUGUCACGGUAAUGUUUGUACUACAGCGAUGCUCUGAGGCCUGCUCGCUGCUGAAGAAGGCUCAGGAGCGGUUGUCGGCAGCAUAUCAUUCCCUCACGCUGGUCAUGCAGACUGCCGCCUUCCUGCAGCUUGUCCUCACGCUGGUCGCUAUAACUUCCAAGUUCAGUUCGCUGCUCACUGAGAUUCAGUCGUGCAUGGAACUCGCUCGGGUUGUUUGCUAUCAGAUGCUGCAGCUCAUUGACCCCGAACUAGCUCGCAAGGAGAGCCGUUCCCUACCGAGUGAAUAUCUUGGACAGGAGACGACAGCAGCAUCACAAAGCCAGACGGAAGCCCUGCUUUAUAGUCCGGAUCGGACCGUCACUGUCGAUGAAGACGUCGGCAGCGUUUUGGUCCGGCGUGUGACACGCUCGGUCGUCGAACUUCCUCGGGCUCCUGUGCCGCCAGCAGAUGCUACGCCCACAGAGUUGUCUCCGCCUCUGCUAGAAGACCUCAACAUGGUGUCUCCCACGAUCGUGACCACCGUUCGGACCAUCUCCGCCCGUGAAAACGGUGCACCCUCGAACGGCGGACCUCCUCAGAUUGCACAGAAGCGGAAGAACGAAAGCACAACGUUACAGAAGAAAGCGAAGAAAAAGAAGAAGCGAGAUGAGAUUGACGACAUAUUCGGGCUAUGACGCACACCAUCGCCCACGAGAAAGCAUCGCCAACGCUUUGUAGAUGGGCCGGAUGCUAGUGUCCGGUGACUUCAAGCCAGCAUGUCUACGACGGCGGAUGUUGGCAGCAGCAAAAAUAUAGAGCACCUCCGUAUGCAUUAUGAU
Molecule: messenger RNA, 1228 nt
Organism: Rhodofomes roseus
Lineage: Eukaryota; Fungi; Basidiomycota; Agaricomycetes; Polyporales; Fomitopsidaceae
Exons: 6
Coding region: 41-1084 (347 amino acids)
Source: RefSeq, a predicted model, not a curated record